CUCUCUCUCUCUCUCGCUCCCAUGCCCAACCGCUCAACCGGAGCAGUGGUCGAAGGUGCAGUCAGCCAAGUUCUCGAUCCUCGAGCACCAGAUGGACCCGAGCAGCAACUUCAGCAGCUACCGCAGCACUCUGAAGGCGGCCAUGUGGCGUAGCGCCGGCGCUACGGACGAGAGGCAACGCAUCGUCGUACCCUUCUUCAGCCUCCUCGUCAAGGACCUGUAUUUCCUCAACGAGGGCUGCAGUAACAAAUUGCCCAAUGGACACAUAAACUUUGAGAAAUUCUGGCAGUUGGCCAAACAAGUGACGGAGUUCAUAGCUUGGAAACAAGUGGCUUGUCCUUUUGAAAAGAAUCCGAGGGUUAUAGCUUUCCUUCAAGCCAGUCCUGUACUUACUGAGAAUGGUACGUGUCAAUUUCAUUUUUUCGAUUUACGCACUUAACCCUUUGCGCAAAAUGGCCCUAAAUAUGCAAUAAAUUAAUGAAAAACAUUUAACGCGCUUA
Molecule: messenger RNA, 500 nt
Organism: Ceratosolen solmsi marchali
Lineage: Eukaryota; Metazoa; Arthropoda; Insecta; Hymenoptera; Agaonidae
Product: ras-GEF domain-containing family member 1B-like
Exons: 2
Coding region: 92-439 (115 amino acids)
Biological process (GO): Ras protein signal transduction
Cellular component (GO): plasma membrane
Molecular function (GO): guanyl-nucleotide exchange factor activity
Source: RefSeq, a predicted model, not a curated record